This is a messenger RNA of Salarias fasciatus (jewelled blenny), 687 nucleotides long. It is a transcript of the gene cbln11, whose product is annotated as cerebellin 11. The record is from RefSeq and is a predicted model, not a curated record. The transcript is spliced from 4 exons. The coding region runs from base 1 to 687 and encodes 228 amino acids. Lineage: Eukaryota; Metazoa; Chordata; Actinopteri; Blenniiformes; Blenniidae. Gene Ontology annotation, molecular function: protein binding.
AUGAAGUCCGAGUUCCUGCUGUCCUUGGCCCUCCUGGGGUUUCUGAGUGUGGAUCCAGGAUUGGCUCAGAGAGGCGACGCUGAGACGACGGCCAAAAAUCUGGAAAAUGCAGAUCAGUACGGAAAGGCCAUUGAAGAUCUGGAGGCCAGGCUGAACGAGACGGUGGAUGAGCUGUCCAGACAGAAAAUCCACACCGAGGAGCUGAAGAAGGAAAAUGAAGACAUUAAAAGCAGACUGGAGGCAACAGAGAAGGACAUCGAGAAGCUGAAACAGACAGCUCAUCGGAUCGCAUUUUCCGUCUCUCUGGCAAACUCCAGUGAGGUUUACAGAGGGCCGUGCUCAGACAAGACUCUGAGCUUCACCCGGGUCUUCUCCAACACCGGGGAUGGUUAUGAUCUCAAUACAGGGAUCUUCACGGCGCCCGUUAGCGGCCUCUACUUCUUCACCUUCAGCACCUACGGCUACAACACCCACACCACCGGAGCCAUCUUACUGAAGAACGGCGUGCGGCAGGUUUCCACCUACGACAGCCCCACGGCCGACGGCGCCGACAGCGGCGCCAACGCCGCCGUCCUGCGGCUGGACGAGGGCGACAAGGUCCACCUGGAGCUGUGGGACGACGGCCAGGUGUUCGACAACCUGAACGGACACACGACCUUCAGCGGGUUUCUGCUUUUUCCCGCAUAA